Periophthalmus magnuspinnatus is the source of this 419-nucleotide messenger RNA. Its product is annotated as ubiquinol-cytochrome-c reductase complex assembly factor 5. NCBI's taxonomy places the organism in Eukaryota, Metazoa, Chordata, Actinopteri, Gobiiformes, Gobiidae. The coding region runs from base 103 to 342 and encodes 79 amino acids. The record is from RefSeq and is a predicted model, not a curated record. The transcript has 2 exons.
AAAACCAUCCGCACCCACUGCUGCCAUUACGCCUUGCGUCUGAAGGGUACAUGGAUCAGUCUUCGGUCAAGUUUCUCGUCAAAUUGAUUACAGUCACAGAAGAUGCUGCAUAGAAGUGAAAACAUAAAAUUUAUUCUUAGUCUCGUUCCUGGUAAACGUCGUUUCGGCACAUACAGGUUUCUUCCCAUAUUUUUCUGUAUUGGUGGUGUUAUGGAGUGGAUCAUGAUCAACGUGAGGAUCGGAAAAGAGACAUUCUACGAUGUGUAUAGAAGAAAACAGUCAGAGCGGGCAUACCAGAAGAGGAUUACAGAAGGUUUAACAAGAGAACCUGUUGCCAGAUAAACUGAAAUGGAGUCCACUUAGAAAGGUGUCAUUAUCAAUGUGUACUAUCUCAGAACAAAAUGACACUGAAGAAAUGA